UUAUGCGGCGGGCCUUGGGCCAUUAAUUGUUGGGCUGUGCGAUGCUGUCGGUCCCCGUCCUCUCUUUCUUUCUCCCCGUUUCCCGUCGCGACGACUGUGCGACCGCCGCGGCCCUUCACCAAACAGGUCUUCGCCGGCGACGAGCUUUCACCUGUGAUAAUAGUCUUGGACACAGAAUGGAAGGGCGCCGCUCAAAUGAAGUAUCAUCUGCCGAAGCUGUCUUGGUGGGAGCACUGUCGUCUGGUGUUAAUGCCCCCACAUGGUUUGUGCUCAGGAUUACAUUUUUGCUCCUGGCCUUGUGUUUUACAGCGAUGCUUGCGCUAGCAUUUUCGUCCAAAAACUUUGUAAUUGUUGCGCAUGUUCUUCUGCUCGUAACUAUCGGAACCGUGCUAUUUGUGCUGCUUAACAGGUUUCUGGCUGAAGUUGGGCUCGUGCCUGUUGAACAACAGAUGAAGGAGAUGGGCAUCCACAAAACAGAAGCCACAGAUAAAGACAAAAGAGGCAAAAGAAACUAAUCAGUGACUGAGUUUUAUAAUAUGGAAGACAGUUUAACACCUUACAUCAUUUGACAGAGUGACAUUAUCUCGGAUGGUAGAAUGUGCAUUCACUUCAGACAGUACAAUUUUGCACAAAUGAUCAUACACCUUUGGACAUACUCCUACUUGCAAAUGGAAACCCUGGUCCAAAUCUGAAGUGAAAAGGAUGUAGCAGCAGAGCGCAUCAAGCCUGCUUUCCCUCUUCCUUGGGUUUGCUCUUCUUUUUCUUGAUGUAGCAGAAGCAUGAGCAGCAGGGGAUCUGAAACAAGAACUUCAUUGUCAGAGAAAUCACCAAUGCUUUGUUCGGAGAAGUGUGCCCAAGGGAUUUGCAUGCAAUGCGACCCUUAAAUAUACUACAUGGAUGCCUCAGCUUAUCAGUGGACAUUAGAAUUUGUGACUCAGGUGUCUUUGGCAUGAAGCUUUUAACCGCCUCUGAUACUUUCUUUCGUUUAUGAUCUUUGUGCAAUAUGGCCGUGUCAGUGAGCAGAGGAGAUUUUCACUGAAAGUAACUAUCGUUCCUUUCGUUUAUUCUUUAUUAACCCUAAUAAUGAACCUGAUUUCAGAAGUCCUGAUAGCUGUUGAUUCUUUGAAGCUUGAUUGAAAAGUUGGAAAAGCCUUUCGUCACUCAGGAUGCAAGGCAUGUUCUUUAGCUGCGGAUGGGUGCAAUACCCGUCAACCCGUGUAACCUUUUAGUCGUUCGGAUUCAGUGUAUACGUGUAACUCUACAAACAAAGUUGUCUAAAUACAUGUUUCUCUCGGUGUUUAAACU
Sorghum bicolor (sorghum) is the source of this 1305-nucleotide messenger RNA. RefSeq lists its product as uncharacterized. The transcript has 4 exons. The record is from RefSeq and is a predicted model, not a curated record. The coding region runs from base 42 to 515 and encodes 157 amino acids. NCBI's taxonomy places the organism in Eukaryota, Viridiplantae, Streptophyta, Magnoliopsida, Poales, Poaceae.